AUGACUACCGACCUCUACUCUGUACCCGCCUCCAACGGCAUCGAAUCAACGAAUCUACUCCGCACCACCGACGAGACUGAUGCCACAGCAACAACUAACAACAACACUCACAACGCAUCCAACGGCAUAAUCCAAAAACUCUCUCAACAACUGGAGAAUGUAACAACAAAAGACAAUGCAGAAGAAGAGGAGCCCCUCUUCUCCCCCUCUCUCAUCUUCCCCGAAAUCCUUUCCAUCCUUCCAGAAGGCUACACAGCCCGACCCCUACGCCGCUCCGACUUUCACCUCGGAUACCUCGACGUACUACGCGUCCUGACCACAGUGGGCGAAAUAUCAGAGUCCAUGUGGAACGAGCGAUACGAAUACCUAUUCAAGCGAAAUGACGAAUAUUACAUGAUCGUCAUUUGCGACGGAACCGGCAAGAUCGUGGGUACAGGCAGUUUGAUUGUUGAGCGGAAAUUUAUUCAUGCCCUGGGACUGGUGGGCCAUAUCGAGGAUAUUGCGGUUGCGCAAGAUCAGCAGGGGAAGAAGUUAGGUUUGAGGAUUAUUCAGACGCUUGAUUAUGUUGCGGAGAAGGUUGGGUGUUAUAAGACUAUUCUCGACUGCUCCGAAGUCAACGAGGGCUUCUAUAUCAAGUGCGGCUUCAAACGUGCUGGUCUCGAGAUGGCGCACUAUUACUGA
This is a messenger RNA of Talaromyces amestolkiae, 681 nucleotides long. RefSeq lists its product as uncharacterized. Gene Ontology annotation, biological process: UDP-N-acetylglucosamine biosynthetic process. Gene Ontology annotation, molecular function: monosaccharide binding; glucosamine 6-phosphate N-acetyltransferase activity. The transcript is spliced from 2 exons. The coding region runs from base 1 to 681 and encodes 226 amino acids. Lineage: Eukaryota; Fungi; Ascomycota; Eurotiomycetes; Eurotiales; Trichocomaceae. The record is from RefSeq and is a predicted model, not a curated record. Gene Ontology annotation, cellular component: endoplasmic reticulum-Golgi intermediate compartment; endoplasmic reticulum; Golgi apparatus.